This is a messenger RNA of Clonostachys rhizophaga, 609 nucleotides long. NCBI's taxonomy places the organism in Eukaryota, Fungi, Ascomycota, Sordariomycetes, Hypocreales, Bionectriaceae. The record is from the annotation of a GenBank genome assembly.
GAGGUUCUACUUGGCAUCACAGGCAAGGACUUCACUCUCAUUGCAGCUUCCAAAGCUGCCAUGCGAGGUCCAACCACCUUCAAGGCUUCCGACGACAAGACAAGGGCGCUAAACAAACACACUCUACUUGCAUUCUCUGGAGAGCCUGGAGACACCGUCCAGUUCGCCGAAUACAUUCAGAGAAACGCCCAGCUCUACUCUAUGCGCAACGAGACGGACCUGUCACCCUCCGGACUAGCACACUUCGUCCGCGGAGAGCUCGCAUCGAGCCUACGAUCCCGAAAGCCCUAUAACGUCAACCUCCUCAUGGGUGGCGUGGACCCCAUCACUGGCAAGCCCGCUCUGUACUGGCUGGAUUACCUUGCCUCGCUCGUGGACGUGCCCUACGCCGCUCACGGCUACGCACAAUACUACUGCCUGUCGCUUCUGGACAAGCACCACCAUCCCGAUAUUACCUUAGGCCAGGGCAUCAAGCUCCUGACUAUGUGCGUUGAUGAGCUGAAGAGGAGAUUACCGAUCGACUUCAAGGGCAUGGUCGUCAAGGCUGUCAAGGCAGACGGCAUCGUCGACAUAGAAUUCGACGACGACCGGGUGGUAAAGUGUCCUUGA